This is a messenger RNA of Lotus japonicus, 1686 nucleotides long. RefSeq lists its product as uncharacterized. Lineage: Eukaryota; Viridiplantae; Streptophyta; Magnoliopsida; Fabales; Fabaceae. Gene Ontology annotation, biological process: proteolysis. The record is from RefSeq and is a predicted model, not a curated record. The coding region runs from base 1 to 1686 and encodes 561 amino acids. The transcript has a single exon. Gene Ontology annotation, molecular function: zinc ion binding; nucleic acid binding; aspartic-type endopeptidase activity.
AUGGCCCAGCUGGCGCAGGUCGUCGCCCAGCAGGUCGCCGUUACUACUGCCCAGACUGCAGCCCAGGCUCAGCGAGAGGCAGAAGAGAAUAAUAGGAGAGCAGAGGAGGAAGCUCGGAGAGCUCAGCGAGGCGAGAGGGAAUUGGCUCAAGAUCAGAUUCGCAUGAGAACAGAUUUCAACCGGCACGCACCGCCCAAGUUCCAGGGCGAAGCUGAACCCGAAAAGGCUGAUCUAUGGGUUCAGGAGAUGGAGAAGAUCUUUGAGGCACUCCAUACCCCGGGUGCCGAGAAGGUCAACUUGGCCACUUUUAUGCUGAAGGGUGAUGCUGAGUACUGGUGGCGUAGUGCCAGACAGCUGAUGACGGCCAACCAUGAGGCCAUCACUUGGGAGUCUUUCAGAAAGGCUUUCAUGGAUAAGUACUUCCCGGAAACAGCAAGGGAAGAAAUGGAGAACAGGUUCCUCAGCUUGAGGCAAGGACCUACCUCUGUGGGAGAGUACGCUGCACGUUUGGAAGCCCUAUCCAAACACUUUCGAUUCUUCCAGAACCAGGUGGAUGAGGCUUACCUAUGCAACAGGUUCAUGCGAGGGUUGAGGAAAGAAAUUGAGAAGGCUGUGAGGCCUUUGGGAAUCAGGGUCUACCAACAGCUAGUGGAGAAGGCCCGUGAAGUCGAGGCUAUGGAAAACAGGCAGAGAGGCCGCCCAGAGAACGGAGGAUCAGUACGCCCGGGACAGAAUCAAUCGGGGAGAUACAGUGGGCAGAGAUCAGUGGGGAAGUUUGACAAAGGCAAGGCGCCAAUGAGAAAGCCGUACCAGCGCCCAGCCGCUCAAGGACCAAAUGCUGUGAGGGGAGCAGCCCCUGUUUCAAAAGAGGACGUGACCUGCUACAAGUGUAAUGAGAAGGGACACUAUGCCAACGAGUGUGGCAAGGAGAUUGUAUGCUGGCGAUGCCGAAAGCCAGGUCAUGUGGAGAGGAAUUGCCCGAGUGCGGCCAAGACCGAGCCAGUGCUGAAUACUACCAGAGGGAGACGACCAUCUGCUCCAGGUCGUGUCUUUGCUAUUUCAGGAGAACAGGCUGCUAUUACUGAUGACCUUAUCCAGGGUACGUGUCUUAUUGCUGGAACAUCACUAAUGGUUUUAUUUGAUUCGGGUGCUACGCACUCAUUCAUUGCUGAGGAUUGUGUGAAGAAGUUAGGGCAACCGACUGCUGACCUACCUUUCGAUCUGGUGGUGACAACCCCUGCCGCUGAUCGAUUAGUUACACGCACGGCAUGCUUACAAUGUCUGUUGGUUUACGAGGAUCGGAAGUUCCUUGCGAACCUCGUCUGUUUAGGGCUCAGGGAGCUGGAUGUGAUUUUGGGAAUGGAUUGGUUAGCGCAAUAUCGCGUGCUCUUAGAUUGUGCUAACAAGGCGGUAGUAUUCCCAGAUCCCGGCGUUACGAAUUACUUAAAUUCGUACAACCUGGGGAAGGGUUCAACGGCGUAUGUGAACUCUAUCGUUGCCGAAGCAAAACAUGAUGGUGAUGUGCGCAAUAUCUUGGUGGUACAGGAGUAUGUCGAUGUGUUUCCCGAAGAUGUACCCGGUUUGCCACCAGUCAGAGAGACGGAGUUCUCUAUUGACAUUGUGCCCGGUACUGGACCAAUAUCAAUGGCACCUUAUCGUAUGGCCACAACGGAGUUGGCAGUGUAA